Molecule: messenger RNA, 978 nt
Organism: Colletotrichum siamense
Lineage: Eukaryota; Fungi; Ascomycota; Sordariomycetes; Glomerellales; Glomerellaceae
Product: Transaldolase
Exons: 3
Coding region: 1-978 (325 amino acids)
Biological process (GO): pentose-phosphate shunt; carbohydrate metabolic process
Cellular component (GO): cytoplasm; intracellular anatomical structure
Molecular function (GO): transaldolase activity
Source: RefSeq, a predicted model, not a curated record
AUGGGCACUGGACCUUUACAGCACCUGCAAGAUGCCGGCACAGUUCUGAUUGCUGAUACAGCCGACUUUGACAAAAUAUCUCAUUUCAACGCCUCUGAAGGAACAACAAACCCAAGUCUCCUUUACUCAGCAGCACAGAAUCCGUCGUACGCUACACUUAUAUCGAACACCAUCGCGUACGCGAACGCGCUGCCGUCGGUCAUCUCGUCCUCUGAGCGUUUGACCGCGGCAGUGGACCAUCUUGCCGUUCAGUUUGGCACGCAAAUCUUCAAGUUGACUGGCAAAGUCAGCACCGAAGUGGACGUCACUCUCUCUUUCAAUACUGCGGCCACUAUCGCCGCAGCUUUGCGCAUCAUCGACCUCUACCGUGAACAGGGUGUGCCAAAGAGUCAAGUCCGCAUCAAGAUCAGUGCUACCUGGGAAGGUAUUCAGGCUGCACGUGUUUUACAGAGAGACCAUGGUGUGAGCUGCUUGAUUACCGUGGUCUUUGGACUGGUCCAGGCUAUCACCGCAGCCGAAGCCGGGGUUGAUGCCGUUGCGCCUUACGUCGGGCGAAUAGCAGACUGGGGAAAGGUGCACGGUAUUACGAAUGAUUUGGGUGUUGAGACUGUCUCAAAGAUACAGAACUAUCUGAGGAAGUACGAGUUCAAGACCCAGGUAAUGGCUGCCAGUUUCCGCAGCACCAAGCAGAUUCGAGAUUUAGCGGGUAUCGAUCUGCUGACAGCUUCGCCGGCAAUUCUUGAGGCUUUGGAACAAGAGUCUGAGCCUGUCGAUCGUAGAUUGACGCUAGAAUCUGCACGGAAUACGAACCUGCAGAAAUCUUCCUACAUCAAUGAUGAAUCAGCAUUCAGAUGGGCUUUCAAUAGUGACGAGUGCGCUGUUGAAAAGUCAGCCGAGGCUAUGAGAAAAUUUGGCGAAGACACAGAAAAGCUCAAGCUUUUGCUAUCAAAGAUGCUUCAUGUGGGACAGUUUUGCUAG